This is a messenger RNA of Monopterus albus (swamp eel), 1356 nucleotides long. RefSeq names its product GTPase IMAP family member 7-like. The transcript is spliced from 2 exons. NCBI's taxonomy places the organism in Eukaryota, Metazoa, Chordata, Actinopteri, Synbranchiformes, Synbranchidae. The record is from RefSeq and is a predicted model, not a curated record. Gene Ontology annotation, molecular function: GTP binding. The coding region runs from base 94 to 1260 and encodes 388 amino acids.
UCUUCAAAACCAAAGUCAAGCAGGACAGGAGCCACAGAGUGAAGACACACAGUCUGAGUAACUUCACACACUGUUGAUUUCCUCCUUGCCACAAUGAAUGACAUAAGGAUUGUCUUGUUGGGAAAAACUGGAUCUGGGAAAAGCAGUCUGGCCAACACCAUUUUUAAUGAAGAUGUGUUUGAGGUAAACUCUACCGCAAACCCUGGGACAAGGAAAUGCCAGACAAAAACCAAACAAAUAAAUGGAAGAAGCACCUGUUUGAUCGACACUCCUGGUUUCUUUGGCCCACAUGCCUCUGAAGAUGACACUCCUGGUGUCGUUGGCCCACAAACCUCUGAAGAUGUCCUGAAGUCUGAGAUAGCCAGAUGUAUCACCGAGUGCGCUCCUGGGCCUCAUGCUUUUCUCAUUUUACUUAAAGUGGAGAAAUUCACAAAGCAGGAGAAAGAGGUUAUUGACCAAAUAGAAGCCUGCUUUUCUGAGGAAGCUUUCAAAUAUGCAGUAGUUGUCUUCACUCACGGUGACCAGCUCCCUGAAGGAACCAAAAUCGAGAAGUUUGUCCAAGAGAACAAAGAUCUGCAUGACCUCAUGGAGAAAUGUGGUAACCGAUACCAUGUCAUUGAUAAUAAAUACUGGAAGAACAACCAGCAGGAUGAAUACAGGAACAACCAAGUCCAGGUGGAGAAGCUAUUUGAGACAAUAACAAAGCUGGUGGAGGAAAACAACGGGCUUUUCUACACCAAUGAGAUGCUCCAAGAAGUGCAGAGAAUAAAAAUGCAAGAGGAAGAGCGCAUUCGACAGUCAUCGGGAAAUAUGUCACAGGAAGAGAUCAGAGAGCAGGCAAAGACCAAUGUCUCAAAUUUCCUCAUUAAGGCAGCUGGUAUUACCACAGGAGUGUUGUUGGGAGCUUUACUUGGUGUGCCAUUUAUGGUUGCUUCAGUUGUUUCUGCACUGAGCACAGCAGCAUCAGUAGUAGCAGAAGUCGUGGACUGCAUGGGAAAAGCAGCAGGAGUAGGAGGAGUAGGAGCAGGAGCAGCAACAGGUAUUGGACUUGGUGUAGCUGCAGGUGUCUGUACUUUAGCGGGAGCAGCAGUAGGAGGUUGUAUAGGAUAUCAAGAAGCUGAACAAGCAGACUCAGCAAUGGAGGCAGCACAAAAAACAGCGAAAGCUGUUUGGCACAAAACUCUGCAACCACUUAAAGAACUGCUAAACGAAAAUAAAGAGCAAUGUAAGGAGCAAGUUCCACUUCUGAAUAACACUUGAACUGAUAUAACACUUCUGAUUCUGAACCAAAUGAUGAUUAUAGUGUUUUAAAGAUCUCUCAGAGGGCUCAUCUACAGCAAAAAUUACUUUAAAUCC